Coregonus clupeaformis (lake whitefish) is the source of this 1803-nucleotide messenger RNA. RefSeq names its product nascent polypeptide-associated complex subunit alpha. The transcript has 9 exons. Gene Ontology annotation, cellular component: nascent polypeptide-associated complex; cytoplasm. Gene Ontology annotation, biological process: protein targeting to membrane. The record is from RefSeq and is a predicted model, not a curated record. The coding region runs from base 117 to 1700 and encodes 527 amino acids. NCBI's taxonomy places the organism in Eukaryota, Metazoa, Chordata, Actinopteri, Salmoniformes, Salmonidae.
ACACCAGAACGACCCGGAAGAAGAAGUUAGUGCAAAAUGUGAUAUCACCGAGAGACAGAGGUUAGAAUUUCUCUCUCACAACCAUCUUGGAUAUAGAAAACUGACUCGACACAAGCAUGCCUGGCGAAGCCACAGAGACGGUCCCGGUCACUGAGCAGGAGAUGCAACAGCCACAAGUUGAGACUGCUCCAGGGGUGUUGAGUUCCUCUGCUCCCCUUGGGAUCGCUGUGACCAAGGCCCCUUUGGAGAGUCCUGUGCCUCCAGAAGGCUCCACUUUUCUUCCAGAGAUCGAAUCCCAUCCAGUGUCAGGCAUGGCUUCUGGAGAGGCAGCUAGUGGACAACUUAAUGGUGUAAAAGCAACACUUGAAGUCAAUGCGCAAACUGAGGUGCCAGGAGUCACAGAGAAAGCAGUGAUCCAAGAAUCUGUCUCUCCAGUUGAGGCUGCUGCAUCUGCCUCAGAAGAAACGCCUGUUCAAGAACCAACGGCUCUUUCUGAUGAACCUGAUGCCUCAAAUGAAGAACCAACUGUUCAAGACCCAGAAGCUGCUGCCAAAGAACCCAUUGUGCAAGCAACCGUUGUUGAAGAGUGUAAAGAAGCUGCUGAAGAACAGGUCAACCAAGCAACGGAAGAUGUAAUCAUUCAAGAUUCAGCUCAAGUUACAGAGGCUACCGUGGCAGCCACUCAAGAGACCGUGGCUGAGGAACCUGUGGCUGAAGCUGAAGAGCCCAUUGAAGUGGCUGAAGAGACUCCGGUCAAAGAACCAGUGCCUGCUGCUGAAGAGCCAAUCGCUGAUGCUGUUGACGGGCCAAUCGCAGACACUGUUGAUGGGGUGGCACGUGGAACUCCAGAAGUCACCCCCGAGCCUGCAGUCGAGACGAUCACUGAAGACUUGAAGACUGUGAGUUUGGAGCCAGCUCCUGAAGAUGGCAUACCAUGCACUGAAGUGGCCAACUCGAACCCUGGGGCCACAGAACCUGAACCUCUGCCUGCUGAUUUGACCAUAGACACUGCCACACAAAACGAAACUCCCGUUGAGAAAGAAGCAAUUGCGGCCUUCUCUGAGGCCGUCCAGACAAAGGUGACGUCAAAUCGUGCAGGCCCGACCAUCUCCACCCGGCACCUGUCAGGGUCUGGCACUGAAUCGGACAGUGAUGACUCUGUACCAGAUCUGGAGGAACACGACUCUGCACAGACACAGCAAGCCCAGCUUGCAGCUGCUGCAGAAAUAGAUGAAGAACCCGUUAGCAAAGCCAAACAGAGCCGUAGUGAAAAGAAGGCACGAAAGGCAAUGUCUAAGCUGGGUCUCAGGCAGGUGACUGGGGUCACCAGGGUUACCAUUCGCAAGUCUAAAAAUAUCCUGUUCGUCAUCACCAAACCAGAUGUCUACAAGAGCCCUGCGUCAGACACUUACAUUGUCUUUGGUGAGGCUAAGAUCGAGGAUCUCUCACAGCAAGCCCAGCUGGCCGCGGCAGAGAAGUUCAAGGUACAGGGAGAAGCCGUGUCGAACGUCCAGGAAAACACGCAGACGCCCACUGUACAGGAGGAAAGCGAAGAGGAAGAGGUUGACGAGACCGGGGUCGAGGUGAAGGACAUUGAGCUUGUGAUGUCCCAAGCCAACGUGUCGCGAGCGAAGGCUGUACGCGCCCUUAAAAACAACAACAAUGACAUUGUCAAUGCUAUUAUGGAAUUGACGAUGUAGGCUGCUGGUCGAAGGGGUUCUGAAAGGUUGCUGAUUUUAAUCUACUAUUGUUUGUACAAUUUAUACCCGAGAUGGAAAUAAAGUUGUGGCUUGGUAAAUUGAA